AUGUUGCACAGUCGCAAGAAAGACAAGGAAAGCGAUGAGGCUAAUAGAGCAACAACGUCAAACGCUCACAAUUAUGUCCCGAAUUUUAAUGACUUGGAAGAUUCAGAAUUGGAUGAAAUAAUAAAGAAAAUAUUGAUGGAUAACAUUAAACAAAAAAAUGUUGAGGAAACAAUGCAGGCUCUAGAUCGACGAAUGAAAAUUCAUUUGUGUCAACAACAAUAUCGUCUUCAACGAGAUGAUUUUGGAAAACAGGAGGGUCCCUCUUUCUACUGUGAACGAAUGAAAAAAGCGCUUGAAUCAAAAGAUGAUUUUAAAGAAUUGUUGCAAAGCUUGGGAGUUAUUUUGAGUACUCAAAAUUAUCCUUGGGUUGAAGAGUUUGGAAGAGAAGGAGGUUUUCAACUUUUAGUUUCAAUGAUGUCCAAAUUAUUGGUCAAAAUUGAACGUUUAAAAAGUGAAACAGAUUUGGGUACUACUGCUGCAGAUGAUUAUGUUUUUUGUUUGAAUAAAAUAUUGGAAAUAUCUAGAGCUUGUCUUAAUUGUGAUGUUGGUAUUCAUUUCCUUCUUCGCCCAAAUUCUCGUCUUUGCAGUAAAAUGAUUGAAGCGCUCUAUGUGGCUAUUGACUUAAAAUCUGAAAGAUCACACAACAUCCCUAGCGACGUAAUAAAACCUGAAAAACCACACAAUCUGCCGAUAUGUGAUCAAUUAAUUGUGUCGAUUUUAACACUUUUGGCAGUAAUUUCUUUUAUGGGAAAAGAUGAUGGAUUUGGACAAUCUGAAAUAUCAGGAAAUUCUCUUCUUAUAAAAGACAUGACAACAGUUGCAGAAAAGAAAAAUUUCAAUUCUCGUUUUGCUUGUAUUGUUAGAUGUUUACAUUUUAAAGAUAAACAAAUUACGUACAAAGCUUUGGUUUUUAUCAACACUUUAUUGUCAUGUAUUGAUGACAAUGAUUGGAGUGUUCGUAUGUUGUGGAGAAAUGAAUUGAUGUCUGCGGGAUUGAAACCUUUACUUCCGGUAAUUUUUAUUAAAUUAUUUUUGGGUUUUAUCAUAGUUUUUAGGAAAAUCCGCAAGUUUUGUCCGCAACUUUUUUGCGGAUUUUUUCAAAAAAAAUUUUUUUUGUAUCGUCUGCAAAUUUUAUCCGCAAUUUUCAAUUGCGAAUUUUUUCAAAAAAAUUUUUUAAUUAAUUAA
This is a messenger RNA of Meloidogyne enterolobii, 1185 nucleotides long. The record is from the annotation of a GenBank genome assembly. NCBI's taxonomy places the organism in Eukaryota, Metazoa, Nematoda, Chromadorea, Rhabditida, Meloidogynidae.